UUAUGUUACUUGGCUAAAUUUUACUUGUACGUUUACUAAUUUUUUUUGCACAUGUAACUGUUCAGUGGUCUAUAAUUACUAUCUAUAUAAUAAAAAAACAAAUAUUAGUAUAAUAAAUAAAUUACAAAGACAAUUGGUGUAGUGACAAUGGUUAAAGUAUUAUUCCUCCACCCAGAUUUGGGUAUCGGCGGUGCCGAGCGACUGGUACUGGAUGCCGCAUUGGCUUUCAAAAGGAAAGGACACGAGGUUGCUUUCUAUACAAAUCAUCAUGAUGCUAGUCACUGUUUUGCGGAGACAAGAGACGGAACAUUUCCAGUAACAGUUGUAGGCGACUGGUUACCGAGAUCUCUAUUUGGUAGAUUUAAGGCGGCCUGUGCGUACGUGCGCAUGGUUUAUGCAGCUGUAUAUUUGGCUUGGUAUGUUAUACCCGUAGAGGAACCGACGCUUAUAUUUUGUGAUUUAAUAUCCCUUUGUAUUCCAUUUUUGAAAAUGGCCCAUGGGCCAUUCCGUGUCGUAUUUUAUUGCCAUCAUCCAGAUAAAUUGUUGACUUCUGAAGGAGGGGUCCUUAAAAAGCUGUACAGAGCACCAUUGAACUGGCUGGAGGAGUUGACGACAUCUCAAGCUGAUAAGGUCCUAGUUAACAGUAAAUUCACAGCUAGGGUUUAUCAGGAUGCAUUUCACAAAAUCAAAGAUAUUCCAGAUAUUUGUUAUCCAUCAAUAAACACAGAGUUCUUCAAGAGCACAACACCUAUACCAUUGAAAGAAGUUGUCCCUGUUGGUACAAAUAAGUUUUUAUUCUUAUCUAUAAAUAGGUAUGAAAGGAAAAAGAAUUUACAACUGAUUCUAAGAGCAUUUGAACACUUGAAACAUAUUAUAAGUGAAUCUGAGUGGGAUCAUGUGCAUUUAAUAAUGGCUGGAGGGUUUGAUCCAAUAAAUUUGGAAAAUAUGGAGCACUACAUUGAAUUGACUGACUUAGCAGCUGAAUUAGAUAUUGAAGAUAAAGUGACAUUUAUGAAGUCUCCAAAAGAUGUUGAAAAGGUAUCCCUUCUGUAUCACUGCAAAGCAUUGGUUUACAGUCCGUCUAAUGAGCAUUUUGGUAUAGUUCCUCUGGAAGCUAUGUACUACAGUAAGCCAGUGAUAGCUGUAAAUAAUGGAGGCCCAACAGAGACAAUAGUUAAUGAUGUUACCGGGUCCCUCUGUGAACCAAAAACUGAAGCAUUUGCAACUGCUAUGAGCAGAUUAAUAUUGAUCCCAGAGCUUGGUGAAAGAUUGGGUGAGGCAGGACGUAAGAGGUUUGAAACUAAGUUCUCGUUUGAUGCAUUCACUGAACAGCUUGAUGGUAUAUUGACUAGAGAGAGACAGUUCAUAUCUGAAGCAAGAGCUAUAGAGUAUGAACAGAAGAAACAUAAAUAACAUAAUGUUGACUCUCCAACAAUAUUUGAUGUUGUUUGAGAGUGUACUUAACCAAAGAUCUUAUUGUCAAUAAGAAUUAUU
Achroia grisella is the source of this 1494-nucleotide messenger RNA. It is a transcript of the gene Alg2, whose product is annotated as alpha-1,3/1,6-mannosyltransferase ALG2. NCBI's taxonomy places the organism in Eukaryota, Metazoa, Arthropoda, Insecta, Lepidoptera, Pyralidae. The record is from RefSeq and is a predicted model, not a curated record. The transcript has a single exon. Gene Ontology annotation, molecular function: GDP-Man:Man(1)GlcNAc(2)-PP-Dol alpha-1,3-mannosyltransferase activity; alpha-1,3-mannosyltransferase activity. The coding region runs from base 148 to 1413 and encodes 421 amino acids.